GGUGUUUUUCCCCUUGCGUGGCAUGAAUCAGUGUCUGUGGGGUGAACAUUGCAAAAUUCAGAAUAUGUGUCUAAAAUUUCAUUAAAACAAGUGCGCUCUAAUUACUGUAUAAUCGGCAUAGCAGGUUAGCUGUCUAGUCGUGAAAUUCAAUUCCGUACCGUUUUAUCGAGAACUCCAAAAAAUGACGUCCUAUUUCGAAAAUAUACAAUCCUCGACAUGCUUAUGGUUCGAAAUGGGCGAGAAGCGAAAUAUACUGGCGUCUAUGUUGGCCGGAACAUUGUUUUUCGUAGGAUGGUGGUUUAUUAUCGAUGCACAUGCCAAAUAUCCUGGUGAAAUGUUAAAUGAGUACUACAUUUGUGCAGUAUUUGGAGUUAUUUCUUUCAUUAUGGUAAACUCUGUUACGAACGCACAGGUCAGAGGUGACGCAUACAAUGGUGGGUUUUUAGGAGCUAGAGGUGUAAGAUGUUGGUUAUUUUUUGGAUUUGUAAUGGGAUUUGCUGAAAUAAUUGCAGCUUGUUGGAUUUUGUUUGCAGAUUUUAUAGCUGCAGGGCCACAACAUUAUUGGCCUGGCAUAGCCCUCUUUUUACAGAACAUGUUCAUCUUUUUGGGCUCGCUCAUAUAUAAGUUUGGACGGGUAGAAGAAGUUUGAGAUUAAUCGAUAUUUGUACAUUAUGAAGUUUUUUACUUUUUGCACAGAAUCUUCUGGUCCUAUUAGGUUUUGAAGUGAUACACUUGAAACCAUGGAGUAAAUGAUUGUAAACAUUGCAUUAUACAUGAGAACUGAAUUGAUUCAUAAUAAAAUGAAGCCACUUUAUUGUAUUUAUUUUCAGAAAGGUACUUAUUUAAAACUCUUACUUACAUUGAUGAAAAAUUAAUUAAAAUCCAAAUAAUCAUCAAAUUUUAUGAAACAUAAUAAGUAUUAUACUGUUCAAG
Messenger RNA from Colletes gigas, 933 nucleotides. RefSeq names its product transmembrane protein 50A. The transcript has 5 exons. Gene Ontology annotation, biological process: protein targeting to vacuole; late endosome to vacuole transport via multivesicular body sorting pathway. NCBI's taxonomy places the organism in Eukaryota, Metazoa, Arthropoda, Insecta, Hymenoptera, Colletidae. The record is from RefSeq and is a predicted model, not a curated record. Bases 182 to 649 code for a protein of 155 amino acids.